Molecule: messenger RNA, 1108 nt
Organism: Phragmites australis (common reed)
Lineage: Eukaryota; Viridiplantae; Streptophyta; Magnoliopsida; Poales; Poaceae
Exons: 1
Coding region: 494-778 (94 amino acids)
Source: RefSeq, a predicted model, not a curated record
UGACAAGCACGCAAAAACCAUAGCCUACUUUAUUCCUGCUCCCCGCAGUCCAAUGUACUCUAUGUUUUUUUAGCAGUAAUAGCUCACAAAUUUCCUUGAUUCAUGGCUUCAUCCUCUUCUCUUUUGCAAGAGAGAGAGGGGAGAGGGAGACAGACAAGAACAAGAUCGAGUAGCGGAAGAGUUGUUGGUGGCUUUACCAUUGUCCCACGAAAAGAAGCGAGAAAACCAACAUCUACUCUCCACUCGCCCCAACUCGCACCGUACAGUAUUUUAUUCACGUUCAUCCGAAACCACAUGGGCAACGGGAAACCGCUGCCCACCAUCACCACCACCAGUUUCGCACCACUCCACUGAUCGAACUCAUAUAAAGUCGCACGGUCUCGCCGCCACCGAGACCACUACUCGCCCACCAACUAACCAAACCACCCAACCCGACGACGACGACGCUCACGGUCACCAAGGUUCGCUAGAAAACGGAGUAGCUGGGAUCGAGAUGGCAGAGGGCAAUGCCGCAGCUUCGGCAGCGCGCCCGUCGUCCGGCUGCCGCGGCCGGCGGUGCGGGUGCGGGCUGGCGCUGGGGCGGCUGGUGCGGAAGCUGCGGAGGCAGAGCAAGAUGCUGUGCACGGCGAGCGCGCGCCAUCCCGCCGCGGCCGCGCGUUGCCAGUACGACCCGCUCAGCUACGCGCGCAACUUCGACUUCGGCACCGCGCUGGACGGCGACGGCUACUCCUUCGCCUCCCGAUUCGUGCUCGCCUCCUCCGCUCGGCAGCCGCAAUAGAGGAUUAGAGGCGUAGGUGCCCCGUGUUGCAUGGCCAGUUACUGCUGCAACUUGCAAGUUGGUAGCAGUUGCCAUUAGCCCAUUAGCUUGAGCCAGGUGCCCAUUUUUCUUUUUCUUUUUUGGUUCUUUCCUGUAGGUGGAGGGAGAACGUGUUCAUAUGAGGUGGUCAUGGAGUGUUAUGAUGGUUGUAAGGAUUAUUCCCUGGCGGCAUCCUUGGCUCAUUUCUCCUUUGAGGGAGUCGGAGGAGGAGAAUUAUCCAAGUGGAAAUGUUCUAAAGAUUUCAGGGAAGACAUCAAAUUUAUUACUUCUCGGCCUGAUUCUUGCCGUGGA